AUGUCAGGGGACGGUAAAUACUUCUCCACCACAAAGAAAGGCGAGAUACAUGAGCUCAAGGAGGAGCUCCGUGUCUUGGACAAGUCCAGAAGGAAGGACGCAGUCAAGAAGGUUAUAGCUGCGAUGACUGUGGGUAAGGACGUUUCACCCAUCUUCCCGGAUGUCGUCAACUGCAUGCAGACAGAUGAUCUGGAGCUCAAGAAACUCGUCUACCUCUACCUGAUCAACUAUGCAAAAUCUCAGCCAGACCUGGCCAUCAUGGCCGUGAACACAUUUGUCAAGGACUCGCAAGAUCCCAAUCCCCUCAUCAGGGCACUGGCAGUGCGCACGAUGGGCUGCAUCAGGGUGGACAAGAUCACAGAGUACCUGUGCGACCCUCUCCAACGGUGCCUUAAGGAUGAUGAUCCAUAUGUGCGCAAGACUGCGGCAGUGUGUGUUGCGAAACUGUAUGACAUCAACCCAGAGCUCGUGGAGGACAGGGGAUUUCUGGAGCUGCUGAAGGACCUGUUGGCAGACUCAAACCCGAUGGUGGUGGCCAAUGCGGUCGCAGCGCUGGCAGACAUCCGGGAGACGAGCACACAGGACCUGCUGGUGCUUACUAACCAGAGCCUCUUCAAGCUGCUGCGCGCUCUCAAUGAGUGCACCGAGUGGGGCCAGGUGUACAUCUUGGAUGCCAUUGCCAAGAUGCAGAUAAAGGAGGCGAAGGAUGCGGAGAGCAUAGUGGAACGAGUGGUUCCCCGCCUGCAGCACGCCAACAGCGCUGUCGUCCUCUCCGCUGUCAAGGUGGUUCUGCUGCAGCUGCCGCUGAUUGCGGACGAGACGGCGGUGAAGACCCUGGUGAAGAAGCUGGGCCCCCCACUGGUGACUUUGCUGAGCGAGGAGGCAGAGGUGCAGUACGUGGCUCUGCGAAACAUCAACCUCAUCGUGCAGAAGCACCCCGAAGUCCUCUCCCACGAGAUCAAGGCAAGCCAGCUUGAUCCACUCGAGACUUUUGUGUUCUUCUGCAAGUACAAUGACCCCAUCUACGUGAAGCUGGAGAAGCUGGACAUCAUGAUCGCGCUGGCCAACGAGCGCAACAUCGACCAGGUGUUACUGGAGCUCAAGGAGUACGCCACAGAGGUCGAUGUGGACUUUGUGCGCAAGGCGGUGCGCGCGAUAGGGCGGUGUGCUGUGACGCUGGAGCGAGCUGCAGAGCGGUGCAUCAAUGUUCUGCUGGAGCUCAUCAAGCAGAAGGUCAACUACGUUGUCCAGGAAGCUGUCGUUGUCAUCAAGGACAUAUUCCGCCGCUACCCCAACAGGUAUGAGAGCAUCAUUGCGACGCUGUGCGACAGUCUUGACAGCCUGGACGAGCCUGAGGCGCGCGCCAGCAUGGUCUGGAUCAUCGGCGAGUAUGCAGAGCGCAUCGACAAUGCAGACGAGCUGCUCGAGUCCUUCCUGGAGGCGUUCCCUGAGGAGAAUGCAGCGGUGCAGCUGCAGCUGGUGACGGCUGCCGUGAAGCUCUUCCUCAAAAACCCCCAGCCGCGCGCGCAGCAGAUGAUCCAGCUCGUGCUCACCUACGCCACCCAGGAGACGGACAACCCGGACCUGCGCGACCGCGCUUACGUGUACUGGCGGCUGCUGUCGUCCGACCCCGAGGCCGCGCGCGCCGUCGUGCUGGCCGAGAAGCCGGUCAUCUCCCAGGGGACCGCCACCAUGGACCCCCAGCUGCUCGCGACACUGCUGGGCAACCUGUCCACGCUGUCCUCCGUCUACCACCUGCCGCCCUCGUCGUUUGUGACGCGCGCCGCGCACACGCCAGCACCGUCCCUGGACAACGGGGCGCUGCAGCGCCAGCGCACGGCCACCGACGACGGCCACGCCGAGGCCGGCAGCAGCGCAGCGGUCUCGGAUGGCGCGCCCUCCCCAGCCGCCGCCUCCGCGUCGCAGCAAACCUCGUCGCUGAUCGGCGACCUGCUCGACCUUGACAUUUCAGAACCGACGCCCGCCGCCGCGCCGCCGCCGCCCCCGGUCGAAGAGCUGGUGGAGGUGGUCAAUGCGCAGAGCGGCAAGGGGCUGGCGAUCAAGGCCGGCUUCUCACGGGAAAACAACGGCCCAGUGUUCCUGCUGCAGCUGGCGAAUGGCACGCAGCAGUCUCUGGACGGCUUCAUGCUGCAAUUCAACAAGAACGCACACGGCGUUGCACCCACCUCGCAGGUGGUCUCAGUCCCCCCUCUGGGGCCGGGGGAGACCGCCGGCGCUUCGGUGCCCCUGACCACCAACCCCGCCCUUAUAAACCCCGCCGCCAACCCCAGCGUCAUCCAGGUGGCGAUCAGGAACAACCAGCAGGGCGUCCUCUACUUCUCCAGCAACUUCAAACCGGAGGUACUCGCGGCGCCCGCGCAGUCGGCCGCGCCCCUGGACGAUUUCUUUGGCUUGUGAGGGUAAGCUUGCUCUGGAGUGAUGAGGGAUCAUCUUGCGCAGUACACAAUGGGCAGUAAUGGAUAUCAAACAGCAAUUUACAAACUAUUCAGAGCCUGUGAGUUGAUGCUCCUGGAUAUUCCUGACACAGUCAGACCUGUCAUAGAUACUGUCCGUUCCUGCUUGUCAUGUUGAUGGAACAAGGGGUGGGCAUGUCCUGCCUGCUUUUUCGCCUCAUCCACCAGCAUAUUCAUGUUGAACAAGGACUUUCACUGUAAGCAGGCAACAGGUCUUUCAC
Coccomyxa subellipsoidea C-169 is the source of this 2695-nucleotide messenger RNA. Its product is annotated as Adaptor protein complex beta subunit. Gene Ontology annotation, molecular function: clathrin binding. The transcript has 18 exons. The coding region runs from base 1 to 2418 and encodes 805 amino acids. Gene Ontology annotation, biological process: intracellular protein transport; vesicle-mediated transport. Lineage: Eukaryota; Viridiplantae; Chlorophyta; Trebouxiophyceae; Coccomyxaceae. Gene Ontology annotation, cellular component: membrane coat. The record is from RefSeq and is a predicted model, not a curated record.